ACACCCGUAAAAAGAAUUUAAAAAAAUGACAACAGCGUCUUCACCCCAUCAGUAUCUGCAUCCUACUGUUGAAGCCCAUUAAAUUAAUAACCAAAUCCAGUGGUGCCCCCCCCCCCCCCAAAAAAAACGAAAAUUGAUACCUAAAACUGAAAAAUAUUUUCAGAGCCCCUAAACUCGCAGUACUCCGACGAUGAAGUGACACCUGAGUUUAACCUCUCCACGAAGAUGUCCUACAACAAGAAGGUGUCGUACUUUUACAACCCUGACGUGGGUAAUUUCCACUACGGUCCGGGCCACCCGAUGAAGCCCCACAGGCUGUCAGUGAUCCACUCCCUGGUCCUCAACUACGGACUCCACAAGAAGAUGCAGAUCUACCGUCCCUACCGUGCCAGUACCCACGACAUGUGUCGCUUUCACUCAGACGAAUACGUCGAUUUUCUCCAGCGAGUGACCCCCCAGAAUCUCCAGGGCUACACCAAAUACCUGAGUCACUUCAACGUCGGAGACGAUUGUCCAGUGUUCGAGGGCCUCUUCGACUUCUGCUCGAUGUACACCGGAGCCUCGCUGGAGGGUGCAACGAAGCUGAACAACAACUGCUGUGAUAUCGCCAUCAACUGGAGUGGAGGACUGCAUCAUGCAAAGAAGUUCGAGGCCUCUGGCUUCUGCUACAUCAACGACAUCGUUAUAGCCAUUCUGGAGCUCCUGAAGUACCACGCGAGGGUCUUGUACAUUGACAUUGAUGUGCACCAUGGGGAUGGGGUGCAGGAGGCGUUCUAUUUGACGGACAGGGUCAUGACUGUGUCGUUCCACAAGUAUGGAAACUACUUUUUCCCCGGGACUGGGGACAUGUACGAGAUUGGGGCGGAGAGCGGGAGGUAUUACUCGGUGAAUGUACCCCUGAAAGAGGGCAUUGAUGAUGCCAGCUAUGUGCAGGUAUUCAAACCAGUAAUUUCACACGUGAUGGAGUUUUUCCAGCCUACGGCAAUAGUCCUCCAGUGUGGAGCAGACUCCCUGGCGAACGAUCGACUCGGUUGCUUCAGUCUCAGCACGAAAGGCCACGGGGAGUGUGUGAAAUUCGUACGAGACCUAAACGUCCCCUUAUUGACGGUCGGAGGAGGUGGCUACACCCUGAGGAACGUCGCAAGAUGCUGGACCUAUGAGACGUCUCUCCUCCUCGACGAGCAAAUCAGCAAUGAACUUCCCUACACAGAGUACCUCGAGUACUUCGCCCCUGACUUCACCCUCCACCCUGAGGUCGUCACCAGGCAGGACAACGCCAACAGCAAACAGUAUCUCGAGGCCAUCACCAGGCAUGUCUACGAUAAUCUCAAGAUGGUUCAGCAUUCUCCAUCUGUGCAGAUGCAGGAUGUACCUUGUGACGCUCUACCACCUGAUGGAGACAGACAGCCUGAGCCUGAUCCCGAUUCGAGGCACAAUACUCAGGACACUGAUAAAAUCACUGAGCCUGCUAAUGAGUACUACGGAGGGGACAAGGAUCAGGAUAAAAUGGAUGUUUCUGAGUCGUGAUUUUGAAGGGUUCACCUCAAUUCUGUGGCUGAGCGAUCGAUCAAGAUAAGUUGAGGAUUCUCACGUAUGAAAAAAUCGUAUAGAAAUUUUCCAUAGGAUUUUCGUAUAUGACAUUUGGGUAUUUCUAUACGGAUAUUUUUUACACAAAUUAUUUUGAUACGAUUCCUAUAGGUUUGAUCCUAUACGACCUACUGCCACAUGUGUGGAAACUUUUCUCAUGGAGUUGCGACAUUUCUCUACGUUUUUCUCUGGAGCGUUUAGACAUCCUUCGUAGGAAUACAAA
Molecule: messenger RNA, 1810 nt
Organism: Diachasma alloeum
Lineage: Eukaryota; Metazoa; Arthropoda; Insecta; Hymenoptera; Braconidae
Gene: HDAC3
Product: histone deacetylase 3
Exons: 2
Coding region: 226-1527 (433 amino acids)
Molecular function (GO): histone deacetylase activity
Source: RefSeq, a predicted model, not a curated record